CUCUCUUAUUCUUCUCUCUCUCUCUCUGGGUCUGCGCGGGUCUCUCCGAGGGGUGAUCCCAUCAAAACCCUAAUAUUUCAAUACUCAAACCACAAAUUCAUUCUCUUCUUCAUCCACAAUCCAGUUCGACGAUCCGAUCAUUCUCAAUUUCACAAAACCCUACUUCGCUCCCCCGAUAUUUUUGAUAUAUUUUCUGGUUCAACAUCGAAUUUUGUUCCUCUUCACUCACUCUCUCUGUUCUUCGACCAAUUCUCAUUGGGUUGAGGGUUGAUCGGUUCUCAAUCGCUGCAUUCUUCUUCGUGCAAUGCUAUCAGUUCCAACAUGAAAUUGAAACGCAGGAGGGCACUCGAAGUGCCUCCAAAAAUCAGAUCUUUCAUUAAUAGUGUCACUGCUGUGCCACUUGAGAACAUAGAAGAAACUCUUAAGGGUUUUGUUUGGGAGUUCGAUAAGGGAGAUUUCCAUCAUUGGGUUGAUCUUUUCAAUCACUUUGAUUCCUUUUUUGAGAAGCAUAUAAAGUCAAGGAAAGAUUUGCAGAUUCAGGAUGAUUUUCUUGCUUCAGAUCCUCCAUUCCCUAAAGAAGCCGUUCUUCAAAUUCUUCGUGUAAUAAGAAUAGUUUUGGAGAACUGCACAAAUAAGCACUUCUAUAGUACUUAUGAGCAGCAUCUUUCAUCUCUUCUUGCUUGCACCGAUGCUGAUGUAGUUGAGGCUUGCUUGCAAACUUUGGCUGCAUUUUUGAAGAAAACAAUUGGAAAGUACUCUAUCAGAGAUGCUUCCCUCAAUUCAAAGUUGUUUGCCCUUGCACAAGGUUGGGGAGGAAAAGAUGAGGGUCUUGGAUUAAUUGCUUGUGCUGUACAAAAGGAUUGUGAUCCGGUUACUCAGGAGUUAGGUUGCACUCUUCAUUUUGAGUUUUAUGCACUGAAUGAUGCAUCAAGUGAAAAUUCUACAUUACAACCAGGUUUACAGAUAAUCCAUAUACCUAAUGUCAACGAUCGGCCAGAGACUGAUCUUGAACUUUUGAACAAGUUAGUUGCAGAAUACAAAGUGCCCACUAGUUUAAGAUUUUCUCUAUUGACAAGGUUGCGUUAUGCGAGGGCCUUUGGCUCUUUGGCUUCUCGCCAGCAGUAUGCAUGCAUUCGUUUGUAUGCCUUCAUAGUUCUUGUUCAAGCAGCAGGUGAUGCUGAGGACCUGGUUUCCUUCUUUAAUACGGAGCCUGAGUUUGUCAAUGAAUUGGUGUCUUUGUUGAGCUACGAAGAUGCAGUACCUGAGAAAAUUCGAAUUCUAUGUCUUCUUUCUUUGGUUGCCCUUUGUCAAGAUCGGACCCGACAGCCUACUGUGUUAUCUGCUGUGACAUCUGGUGGCCACCGUGGCAUACUAUCAAGCCUAAUGCAGAAGGCCAUUGAUUCUGUCACUAGUGAUACUUCUAAGUGGUCUAUUGUUUUUGCUGAGGCUCUAUUGUCUCUUGUUACCGUUCUGGUUUCAUCAUCAUCCGGAUGUUCAGCCAUGCGUGAAGCAGGAUUCAUUCCCACUCUUUUGCCUUUGCUUAAAGAUACAAACCCACAACACUUGCAUUUGGUCAGUACUGCUGUGCAUAUUUUGGAGGCUUUUAUGGAUUACAGUAAUCCUGCUGCUGCAUUGUUCCGAGAUUUGGGAGGUUUAGAUGAUACUAUUUCUCGCUUGAAUGUGGAAGUUUCUUAUGUGGAGAAUGGCUCAAAGCAGCAAGUUGAAGAUUCUGGUAGUAGUGGGAGGAGUAUGCAGUUAAUCCCUGGUGCUUCCACUGAGCUAGAUGAUAUGCAACCUCUUUAUUCUGAAGCAUUAGUUUCUUAUCACAGGCGAUUACUAAUGAAAGCUUUACUGCGUGCUAUAUCUCUUGGAACUUAUGCCCCUGGAAAUACUACACGUGUUUAUGGCUCUGAGGAGAGCUUGUUGCCUCAAUGCUUAUGUAUAAUUUUUAAGAGGGCAAAAGAUUUUGGUGGUGGAGUUUUUUCGCUUGCAGCUACUGUUAUGAGUGAUUUAAUUCACAAAGAUCCUACUUGUUUUCCUGUACUAGAUGCAGCUGGUCUUCCUUCAGCUUUUUUAGAUGCUAUAAUGGAUGGUGUUCUCUGUUCUACGGAAGCCAUAACCUGCAUACCCCAGUGUCUAGAUGCCCUUUGCCUAAAUAAUAAUGGUCUUCAGGCUGUGAAAGAUCGCAAUGCUUUAAGGUGCUUUGUGAAAAUAUUUACUUCUAGAACCUUUCUGCGGGCUCUCACUAGUGAUACCCCAGGUUCCUUGUCUAGUGGAUUGGAUGAACUAAUGCGCCAUGCGGCUUCAUUGCGUGGGCCUGGGGUGGAGAUGUUGAUUGAGAUCUUAAGUGCCAUUUCAAAAAUUGGAAAUGGGCUUGAUGUUUCUAACAUAUCAAGUGAUCCAUCCAGCUCAGCUCCUGUUCCUAUGGAAACUGAUGGAGAUGAGAGAAAUGUAGCUGUUUCAGAUAAUAAGGAAUCAUCCAAGAUGGAUAGUUCAGAGCAGACUACUGAUGCAUCUUCUGAUUCUUCACAAGGGAAUGUGGAAUCAUUCCUUCCUGAUUGUGUAAAUAAUGCUGCACGCCUUCUUGAAACAAUACUUCAGAAUGCUGACACAUGUCGUAUAUUCAUUGAGAAGAAAGGGAUAGAAGCUGUAUUGCAGUUAUUUACUUUGCCUUUGAUGCCUCUGUCAGUGUCAGUUGGCCAGAGUAUUUCUGCUGCAUUUAAGAACUUCUCACCACAGCAUUCAGCUUCUCUAGCUCGAGCAGUAUGUUCAUUUUUGAGAGAGUAUUUAAAGUCGACAAAUGAAAUCUUAGUUUCUGUUGGGGGGACUCGACUUUCCUCGGUUGAAUCUGCAAAGCAAACACAAGUCUUAAGAUGUCUUUCUAAUCUUGAAAGUAUCCUGUCUCUGUCUAACUAUUUGUUGAAGGGGACUACUACAGUGGUCUCUGAAUUGGGCACUGCAGAUGCUGAUGUAUUGAAAGAGCUAGGGAGCACAUACAGGGAGGUUGUUUGGCAAAUUUCCAUGUGUAAUGAUAUCAAGUCCGAUGAAAAGAGCAAUGUUGAUCAAGAACCUGAAAAUGCAGAGGCAGCUCCUUCUAAUGCUGCUGCUGGUAGGGAGAGUGACGAUGAUGCUAAUAUUCCUGUUGUGAGAUAUAUGAAUUUAGUUUCUAUGGGGAAUGGUUCUCAGUCUUUGUGGGGUGGAGAACGUGAAUUUCUGUCAGUUUUCCGGUCCGGUGAAAAUCUGCAUCGUCGCACUCGGCAUGGGUUGACUCGUAUUCGGGGUGGAAGGGCAGCCCGUCAUCUAGAGGCGUUAAACAUUGAUUCUGAAGCUUCUUCUAAUGUAUCAGAAACCCCUUUGCAGGAUUUAAAAAAGAAAAGUCCUGAUGUUUUAUUACUGGAAAUUCUCAACAAGCUGGCUUCCACUGUGCGUUCUUUCUUCACUGCUCUAGUCAAGGGUUUCACAUCUCCAAAUCGUCGGAGAACUGACUCAGGUUCUAUGAGUUCGGCGUCAAAGACUCUUGGAACUGCACUCGCAAAAGUUUUUCUUGAGGCUCUUAAUUUUUCUGGUCAUUCUACUUCAGCUGGGCUUGAUACGUCCCUGUCUGUAAAAUGCCGGUAUCUUGGAAAGGUUGUGGACGACAUGGCUGCCCUCACAUUUGACAGUAGGCGGCGCACUUGUUAUACUACGAUGGUCAAUAAUUUUUAUGUCCAUGGGACCUUUAAGGAACUGCUUACAACAUUUGAAGCUACUAGCCAACUUUUAUGGAAUUUACCUUUGUCUAUGCCAACAUCAGCAACGACCAGUAAGGAAAAGACAGGUGAAGGAAGUCAAUUAUCCCACAGUACAUGGCUGCUUGACACUUUACAAAAUUAUUGCAGAUUGUUAGAGUAUUUUGUAAAUUCUUCUUUACUGUUAUCUCCAACGGCUGCAUCUCAAGCGCUGCUGCUUGUUCAGCCAGUGGCUGUUGGACUGUCAAUUGGACUUUUUCCUGUACCGAGGGACCCAGAAGCUUUUGUUCGAAUGCUGCAAUCUCAGGUUCUAGAUGUGAUACUUCCUGUCUGGAACAACCCCAUGUUCCCUAGUUGUAGUCCUGGGUUUAUUGCUUCUAUUGUUUCACUUGUUACACAUGUAUAUUCUGGUGUUGGAGAUGUGAAGAGGAAUCGCAAUGGGGUUGGUAGAAAUGCAAAUCAACGCCUCAUGCCCCCACCACUUGAUGAAACUACAAUUGCCACUAUUGUUGAAAUGGGCUUUUCAAGGGCCAGGGCAGAGGAAGCACUUAGACGGGUGGAAACAAAUAGUGUUGAAAUGGCCAUGGAAUGGCUUUUCAGUCACCCUGAGGAUCCUGUACUGGAGGAUGAUGAUCUGGCUCGAGCACUUGCUCUUUCACUUGGGAGCUCAUCUGAAACAUCCAAAGUUGACAGUGUUGACAAGGCUGUUGAUGUCCUAGCAGAAGAGGGUAGUGUGAAAGCACCUCCAGUUGAUGACAUUCUUACUGCAUCAGUUAGGUUGUUUCAAAGUAGUGAUACGAUGGCAUUUCCAUUGACAGAUUUGCUUGUGACUCUCUGCAACCGCAACAAAGGGGAAGACCGCCCAAAAGUUGCAGCUUAUUUGGUUCAGCAACUAAAGCUUUGCCCGCUGGAUUUUUCCAAGGAUACAAAUGCAUUAAGUAUGUUGUCACAUAUAAUAGCAUUGCUUCUUUUUGAGGAUGGAAGUAUGAGAGAAAUUGCUGCACAAAAUGGCAUUGUAUCUGCUUCAAUAGAAAUCCUGAUGAGCUUUAAGGAUAAAAUUAAGUCUGGUAAUGAUAUUGUUAUCCCUAAGUGUGUCAGUGCUUUACUACUUAUAUUGGAUAACAUGCUGCAGUCCCGGCCCAAAAUCUUGUCUGACAGUACUGAAGGAGCUCAUACGGGCACUGAAUUAUCUGGAGACCAAGUUUCCUUGUCAUCUCCAACUGGUACAGAGAAAAAGUCAAUUUCAGAUGCCAAUGAAAAAGAAUCAAGUGCAUCAUUUGAAAAUAUUUUGGGGAAAUCUACAGGUUAUUUGACUGUUGAAGAGAGUCAUAAGGUGUUGCUAGUUGCCUGUGACUUGAUAAAUCAGCAUGUUCCAGCAGUGAUUAUGCAGGCUGUUUUGCAGUUGUGUGCCCGCUUGACAAAAACUCAUUCUCUAGCUUUGCAGUUCCUUGAAAAUGGAGGUCUCGCUGCACUUUUUAGUCUUCCAAGAAGCUGUUUUUUCCCUGGAUAUGACACUGUUGCUUCUGCUAUUGUUCGACAUCUCCUUGAGGAUCCACAAACAUUGCAAACAGCAAUGGAAUGGGAGAUACGCCAAAGCUUGAGUGGUAACCGGCAUUCUGGACGUGUCUCUGCAAGAGCUUUUUUGACGUCAAUGGCACCAGUUAUUUCUAGAGAUCCUGAAGUUUUCUUGAAAGCUGCAGCUGCAGUUUGUCAGUUGGAGACAUCGGGUGGUAGGGCUAUUGUUGUGCUAACAAAGGAAAAAGAUAAGGAAAAGGAUAAACCAAAAGCUACAGGUGUUGAAGCUGGACUGUCUUCCAAUGAUUGUGUUCGAAUUUCAGAAAAUAAGACAAAUGAUGGAUCGGUUAAGUGCUCCAAAGGACAUAAAAAGAUUCCGGCUAAUCUUACUCAAGUAAUUGAUCAGCUCCUUGAGAUUGUCUUGAAAUUCCCUUUAUUGGCAAAUCAGGAAGAAUGCUCGAGUAACUCAUCUUUUAUGGAGAUUGAUGGACCUUCUUCCAAGGUAAAGGGUAAAUCAAAGGUUGAUGAGACCAAGAAAACUGAUUCUGAAUCUGAAAGGUCUGCUGGUCUGGCUAAGGUGACCUUUGUUCUCAAGUUAUUGAGUGAUAUUCUUCUAAUGUAUGUACAUGCAGUUGGGGUUAUUCUUAAACGAGAUUUGGAGAUGUCUCAGCUCAGGUCAUCUAAUCAACCUGAUAGUCCUGGAUAUGGUGGGAUACUUCAUCAUGUCUUGCAUCGCCUGCUUCCUGUCACCAUUGAUAAAUCUGCUGGACCUGAUGAGUGGAGAGAAAAGUUGUCUGAAAAAGCUUCUUGGUUUUUGGUAGUUCUUUCUGGUCGUUCCGGUGAAGGUCGUAGACGGGUGAUUAGUGAACUUGUGAAAGCUUUAUCCGCAUUCUCAAUGUCGGAGGGUAAUUCUGCAAGUAGUGUUUUAUUACCAGAUAAAAAGGUUUAUGGUUUUAUUGAUCUGGUAUAUUCUAUUUUGUCAAAAAAUUCAUCCUCCAGUAACUUACCUGGUUCUGGGUGCUCACCAGACAUAGCAAAGAGUAUGAUUGAUGGAGGAAUGGUUCCAUGUUUAACUAGUAUUCUUCAGGUGAUUGAUUUGGACCAUCCUGAUGCUCCCAAAGCUGUCAAUCUCAUACUCAAGGCAUUAGAAAGCUUAACGAGAGCUGCAAAUGCCAGUGAGCAGAUUUUGAAAUCUGAUGGGUUGAAUAAGAAGAAGUCCACUGGGUUGAAUGAGAGAUUUGAUGAUCAGUUAACUGCACCAUUGGCUGAGAAUGUGGAACGUAAUAAUGCAAGCAGUGAACAAGUCAGAGAUGUAGUUGAAAGUGAGCAACACAAUCAAGAAACUUCUCAAGGUGAAGGUGACCCUCGUGCAAAUACAGAUCAGUCUGGGGAACAAGAAAUGAGGAUAGAAGUUGAUGAACCCAUGGCUACCAAUCAACAAGUGGAUCUAGGGUUGGAUUUUAUGCGUGAAGAGAUAGACGAAGGUAAUGUUUUACAGAACACAGAUCAAAUAGAGAUGGCUUUUCAUGUUGAGAAUAGGGCUGAUGAUGAAAUGGGUGAUGAAGAUGAUGACAUGGGGGAUGAUGGUGAGGAUGAUGAGGAUGAUGAUGAAGCGGAAGAUGAAGAUGAAGAUAUAGUGGAAGAUGGUGGUGGCAUGCUGUCACUGGCUGAUACUGAUGGGGAAGAUCACGAGGAUGCUGGAUUGGGAGAUGACUACACAGAAGAAAUGAUUGAUGAAGAUGAUGAUGAUUUUCAUGAGAACCGUGUCAUAGAGGUGAGGUGGAGAGAAGCCCUUGAUGGGCUAGAUCAUUUGCAGGUACUUGGACAACCUGGAGCUGCAGGUGGUCUUAUUGAUGUAACAGCUGAACCUUUUGAAGGAGUGAAUGUAGAUGAUCUGUUUGGUCUCAGAAGGCCUUUAGGUUUUGAACGUCGCCGUCAGACAGGUAGAUCUUCCUUUGAGAGAUCUGGUACAGAAAAUGGUUUUCAACAUCCUCUCCUGUCACGACCAUCUCAAUCUGGGGAUCUAGUUUCAAUGUGGUCGGCAGGUGGAAAUCCAUCUCGUGAUUUAGAAGCUCUUUCAGCAGGGAGCUUUGAUGUAGCUCAUUUCUACAUGUUCGAUGCUCCUGUUCUUCCAUUUGAUCAUGUUCCAAGCAGUCUACUUGGUGAACGUUUGGGUGGUGGUGCAGCACCACCUCCUUUGACUGAUUAUUCUGUAGGUAUGGAUUCGUUGCAGCUGCCUGGACGAAGAGGGCCAGGUGAUGGUCGGUGGACUGAUGAUGGGCAGCCACAAGCAAGUGCUAAUGCGGCUGCUAUUGCACAGGCUGUGGAGGAGCAGUUUAUAUCCCACAUGCGCAGUAUUGCCCCAGCUGAUAGUUCUGAUGAAAGGCAAAUGGCCCAGGUUUCGGCAGGUUUGGAGAGACAAUCAGAUGCCCCUUCAUCAAAUGAUAGUCAAAUAGCAGUUGAGCGUGAAAACAGCAGCAGCCAACAAAGUGAAGGUCAGCUUCACGAUAGUAGUGAUCAAACCACACAUGAUCUACUAAAUUCAGUGGCAGAAAAUGCUCACAGUGAACAUGUAAAUUUAGAAUCUGUUGAUGAACUUGCAGGGGAAUGUCAGCAGCCACCAGAACCUAUGAUGAUUCAACCACCUUCCCUGAAUGGUACACCGAAUAGUCAUGACAGCAUGGAGCUUGGUGAGUUGAAUACUGCUGUUGACGAACAAGCUGCAACAGUUCCAGGGUUCGUGAACUUGUCUACAGAUGUUAGUGCUGAGCUACUACCUGGAGGGGACUCUGAAGUGUCUUUAAAUCCUCGUGAUGUUCCGGAGCAGGCUGUGGGUUGCGAUACAUCUUCUAGAUCAGAUGAUCAGGCGAAUGCUUCGGCGGAUUCUGGUUUGGAUUUACCUAAUUCAUCUGACUAUAACACUUCUGCACUGCCACAAAAUGUUGAUGUUGAUAUGAAUAAUACUGAUGCUGAAAGAAAUCAAAAUGGUGAAGAUGUGCUUCCUCCUGAGCAUGGUACAGACGAGCCAUCAACAGUGCAGAACUCACUAGCUACUCCAGAAACUAAUCAGGCAGACCAAGCAAAUGCUAGUAAUGAUGCUGCUGGUGCGAAUGCAAUUGAUCCCACCUUCCUCGAGGCACUACCUGAAGAUUUGCGAGCAGAAGUUCUAGCUUCCCAGCAAGCUCAAUCCGUUCAACCUCCAACGUAUGCACCUCCUUCUGCUGAUGAUAUAGAUCCUGAGUUUUUGGCUGCUCUUCCUCCAGAUAUCCAAGCUGAAGUUUUGGCCCAACAACGAGUACAAAGGAUUGCACAACAGGCUGAAGGACAACCAGUUGACAUGGACAAUGCUUCUAUCAUUGCCACUUUUCCUGCUGAUCUACGUGAAGAGGUUCUUCUGACUUCUUCAGAUGCAGUCUUGUCGGCAUUGCCUUCUCCAUUACUUGCUGAAGCACAAAUGCUAAGGGAUCGAGCAAUGAGUCAUUAUCAUGCUCGUAGUAGCCUUUUCGGAAGCAGCCAUAGAAUAAAUAAUAGAAGAAAUGGAAUGGGUUUUGAUCGACAGACUGUAAUGGAUAGGGGUGUUGGAGUGACUAUUGGCCGAAGAGCAGUGUCUAAUGUGGUAGAUAGUUUGAAGGGGAAGGAGAUUGAAGGCGAGCCACUUCUAGAUGCAAAUGCAUUGAAAGCCUUGAUCAGGCUCUUAAGAUUAGCACAGCCUCUUGGUAAAGGCCUUUUGCAGAGACUCCUGUUAAACCUGUGUGCUCAUAGUGUUACAAGAGCAAUUCUUCUCCACCUAUUGCUCGACAUGAUCAAGCCAGAGGCUGAGGGAUCAGUCGGUGAAUUAGCAAAAAUUAAUUCUCAGAGGCUUUAUGGUUGUCAUUCAAACGUUGUUUAUGGUCGAUCUCAGUUAUUGGAUGGUCUUCCUCCCUUGGUGUUGCAACGAAUUCUUGAGAUUUUGAAUUAUUUGGCCUCAAAUCAUCCACCUGUUGCGAAUAUGUUAUUUUACUUUGAUCGUCAAAAUGUCUCAGAAGCAUUAAGUGCAUCAAACAUGGAGAACAAGAAGGACAAAGGGAAGGAGAAAGUUGAAGAAGUAGAGUUAUCAGAGAAGUCUCUUCAAACCAUCCAGGAUGGUGAUAUUCCGUUGAUAUUGUUCUUGAAGCUCUUGAACCAACCUCUUUUCUUGCAUAGCACUACUCAUCUUGAGCAGGUCAUGAAGCUCCUGCAAGAGAUUGUUCAUAUAGCAGCAACAAAAUUGGAGUUCCAAUCUAAAUUAGAGAGGGAAACUAAAAAAGCUGCAAGUCUGGCAACAAAUGAGCCCUCUGAAGAUGUUGAAAAAGGUCCUGCUGUCUCAGAGCCAGAGUCCAAUCCAGAAGAUAAACGUGUUGGUACCGAAUCAUCUUCAUCAUCUGGAAAGAAGAGAAUGGAGACUUAUAAUAUCUUCUUGCAGUUGCCGCAAUCUGAUCUGCGCAAUCUUUGCAGCCUUCUUGGUCACGAGGGGCUCUCGGAUGAUGUUUACAAGAUUGCUGGUAAUGUUCUGAAAGAGUUAGCAUCAGUUACUGUGCCCCAUAGGAAGUUCUUUACUACAGAGCUUUCAAACCUUGCUAAUGGUUUGAGCAGUUCAGCUGUCAGUGAGCUUGUCACACUUCGUAAUACACAGAUGCUUGGGUUGAGUGCUUGUUCCAUGGCUGGAGCUGCAAUUUUGCGUGUUUUACAGGCACUUAGCUCACUCACUAUGCCUGUUGAAAAUGAGAAUUUAGGGCUGGAAGGUGAUGGUGGGGAGCAGCAGGAGGAGCAUGCCAUGAUGUGGAAGUUAAAUGUCGCACUUGAACCGUUGUGGCAAGAAUUGAGUGAAUGUAUAAGUGCGACUGAGAUGCAGCUGGGUCAGAAUUCCCUCUGUCCACCAAUGUCAAAUAUGAAUGCUGGGGAGCAUGUACCGGGGCCCUCUUCUUCUUCUCCGCUCCCACCUGGAACUCAGAGACUUCUUCCUUUUAUUGAGGCAUUCUUUGUUUUGUGUGAAAAGCUUCAAGCAAAUCAUGCUACUGCCCUGCAGGAUCAGGAUGUGACUGCAAGAGAAGUCAAAGAGUCAGCUGGAACCUCAGAUCCAUCGACUGUCGUAUGUAGCGGGGAUAUUCAGAGGAAGCAUGACGGUACUGUCACAUUUACAAAGUUUGCAGAGAAACAUCGACGUCUUCUUAAUGCGUUUAUUAGACAGAACCCAAGUUUAGUGGAGAAAUCUCUUUCGAUGAUGUUAAAGGCACCAAGGCUAAUCGAUUUUGAUAAUAAAAGAGCAUAUUUCCGCUCAAGGAUCAGGCAGCAGCAUGAGCAUCACCUCUCUGGCCCGCUGAGGAUAAGUGUUCGGAGGGCUUAUGUUUUGGAGGACUCCUAUAAUCAGUUGCGUAUGCGACCCAAUCAGGACCUUAAGGGACGACUUAAUGUGCAAUUUCAAGGCGAAGAGGGUAUUGAUGCUGGUGGUCUGACCAGAGAAUGGUAUCAGUUGUUGUCUAGGGUUAUAUUUGACAAGGGGGCUUUGCUUUUCACCACAGUGGGAAAUAACGCUACUUUCCAGCCUAACCCUAAUUCUGACUUCCAGACAGAACAUCUUUCUUACUUCAAGUUUGUGGGGCGUGUGGUUGCAAAGGCACUGUUUGACGGGCAACUUCUGGAUGUCUAUUUCACUCGAUCUUUCUAUAAACACAUACUUGGUGUGAAGGUGACUUACCAUGAUAUAGAAGCCGUUGAUCCUGAUUACUACAAGAAUUUGAAGUGGAUGUUGGAGAAUGAUGUGAAUGACAUUCUUGACCUGACGUUUAGCAUGGAUGCUGAUGAAGAAAAACACAUUCUUUAUGAGAAAAACCAGGUCACUGAUCAUGAACUUAAACCUGGAGGAAGAAACAUAAGGGUGACAGAAGAAACCAAACACGAGUACGUGGAUCUUGUUGCUGAUCACAUAUUGACCAAUGCCAUUCGUCCUCAAAUUAAUGCCUUUUUAGAAGGUUUCAAUGAAUUGGUUCCAAGAGAGCUUAUCUCUAUUUUCAAUGAUAAAGAACUGGAGCUACUUAUAAGUGGUCUUCCCGAAAUUGAUUUGGAUGAUUUGAAAGCCAACACCGAGUACACUGGUUACACAGCUGCAUCAAGUGUUGUUCAAUGGUUUUGGGAGGUUGUGAAAGGUUUCAACAAGGAAGACAUGGCUAGACUGCUACAAUUUGUGACUGGAACAUCAAAGGUUCCUUUAGAGGGUUUCAAGGCUUUGCAAGGUAUUUCAGGUCCUCAGAGGUUUCAGAUUCACAAGGCAUACGGUGCUCCUGACCGGCUGCCCUCAGCACAUACAUGCUUUAAUCAAUUAGACCUCCCCGAGUAUACCUCGAAGGAUCAACUCCACGAACGGUUGCUACUUGCCAUUCACGAAGGUAGCGAAGGGUUCGGUUUUGGUUAAGUGUUACUUCUGCGAGACAUAUUGUUGGCCCAGUGAACUUGCAAUCUACUUUUUAAGUUCCCUUGUGUACAUGUAAGUGACAGAUAGAACGAAUGGACUCGGAGCGGAGCAGGGUAUUUUAGACGUUCUCCGUCGUUAAAAUUUGAUUUUGAAUGGAUUCUAGGGAUGCUGGGAAACAAUGCUUUUUGUAGAGACACCGUCGUGGUUUAAUUUUUCCGUUUUGAAGAACAAAGGGGUCGCUAGAUUCUUGGUUGCGAAAAUGGCUUUGGGAGGAUUAAAUAUUCUUUUUCUUCUUCUUCUCUAAAUUCCUAGCCAUCUCAAAUGAUAUGAUUAUGAUGAGGGUCAUACACAAAUUUACAAUUGAUAUCUCUCUAUGCUUUUACUGUUCUGUUCAUAUUAGAUUUUCUACUAGUUUAUCUCUCUAUCGAUCUCUCACUACAUUUUGGCCAAAUUGCCUCAUUUACUCAGUUUCUGUCUCUCUUUUUUUUAAUGUGAAUCUUCAAAAGCUUAGUCUGUAUAUGCAAUUGAACUUGUUCUACAUAUAUAAUUCUCUCUUCUACCC
Molecule: messenger RNA, 12232 nt
Organism: Humulus lupulus (European hop)
Lineage: Eukaryota; Viridiplantae; Streptophyta; Magnoliopsida; Rosales; Cannabaceae
Product: E3 ubiquitin-protein ligase UPL1
Exons: 16
Coding region: 322-11670 (3782 amino acids)
Biological process (GO): proteasome-mediated ubiquitin-dependent protein catabolic process; protein polyubiquitination; positive regulation of protein catabolic process
Molecular function (GO): protein binding; ubiquitin-protein transferase activity
Source: RefSeq, a predicted model, not a curated record